Messenger RNA from Hypomesus transpacificus, 3964 nucleotides. Its product is annotated as testis-expressed protein 2-like. Gene Ontology annotation, cellular component: endoplasmic reticulum. Gene Ontology annotation, molecular function: lipid binding. Lineage: Eukaryota; Metazoa; Chordata; Actinopteri; Osmeriformes; Osmeridae. The coding region runs from base 339 to 3266 and encodes 975 amino acids. The record is from RefSeq and is a predicted model, not a curated record. The transcript is spliced from 13 exons.
UGGGGAAUGGAUGUAUUGGUACUGAAUUGGAAGUCCACAGAAAGCGGUGAGAAAGGCCCACCCAGCUCCGGUCUACCACCUCGGGUCAAUUCAUGUUAUCACCCAGACCUAGCACUGGUCUCCACAGCACAGAUCGAGAAUGCUGGGGAGAGGAUGCUUUUGGUGAGAGAAGAUGGAAAGACGUGGCCGUGGGGGAGUAGAAGAGAUAGUGAAAGAUGUGAGGAGAAAAAUAAAUCAGGGUUUCAGGCUGUAAACCUUGUCGAAUGACUAUGACCUGUGGCCGUCUGUUGGUGGAUAUGUGUCCUUAGCCUGAACAGGGAGGCACUUAAUGUGACAAGAUGGAGGAGAGCGAACUCAUUUUUAGCCUUAACCGACAGGACGAGGGCCCAAUGGUGGCCUUCUCCAAAGACAAAGCUGGGUCUAGGCCAGACCCAAGCCUGGGAUUUGAGUUGGGUCUGGACCUGGAACAGCGGCGCCACUCCAAGACCUUCCAUGUUCCCCUUUCCCCCUCUUCCCCAGGCUCUCUGGUGGACCUGUCAACAUGCUCAGCCAGGCUCUUCUCUAGCACUAGCUUGGUGAAAUCCUCGUCAACUGAACUGAAGUCCAAAGAGACCGGCUCCAUCAGACCCAAACCUCUCCUCAGCUUGGUCAAGUCCCUCUCGACCGAGAUCUCCCGCUAUGGCGAGCCAGAGGUCAACCUCUCCAAGUCAGACUCCAAGCUCCAUAUGCACCCCUGGAAACAGCUAACUCAGCCCAAGCUUCCAGAGGCCACUUCUGGAGCAGGGACAGCGAGUAAGGAGGAUGCCUGGGUUGACCUCUCACCGACGGAGCCCCGGGGGAGCUCCUUGAUUGCUGAGUUUGAGGACACACGUAGGAAAUUCUCAGAGGCCAUGCAGGACCCCCUCAGUAUGCUGAAUAAAAUCAUGGGGGAGGAGAGCUCAGGGAGUCCCAAACAGAGAAGGUGUACUGGGGCAGGGGACUCACCUAGCCCCUUGGCCUGUGCAGGAGGUGGGAGUGGAAGUGGGAGUCCCUUGAACAGUGAGGACGGUAGUCUACACACUCAAGGUCCCAGGUGCCGGAAGAAAACAGAGAAGGAAGUGAGGAGCGUGUGUGAAACGCCCCUGAGGACACCCAAAACAGCGGCUCUUUCCCCAGAAACCCCCCACCGAGGACACACACGCACACCGAGCAGGGACAGCCACUUUGAGAUCUGCACCUAUGGGGAUGUGAUUGAGGUGGUGGAGGUUCAGGGGGGAUCCGAGGAGGCCGACGUCCAUGGGAGUUCCCAUCCGGUCAGGGUUCCUGGGGCUUCUGUGCCCCGUGGCUGGCUCUUCCUGGUGGGUCUGCUGGCUUACGGCUUCUUUGUGCUCCCCUUGCCGUCCUACAUCACAGGACUGUCUCUUGGGCUGGCCUGUGGCUUUAUGCUGGGGCUCCUGGUAGUGCUGGUGCUGACCCCUCGACAGUCAGCGUGGUCGCCCAGGAGCCAGGCAGAGGCAGGGGCUCGUGAACAUCACAACCAGCCCUCCACCCCCCUAUCUGGGGCAAAGAGGGACACUGAGGUCCUGGAGGGCUGGAUGAACGAGAUGAAUGCUUAUGACCCCGAGACCUACCACCCAUCACUCACCCACUCGGUGUAUGCCACCCUGGACGGCAGCCGGCUGCACCUAGCGUACCCCCGCACCAACAUACCCCGGCAGGCAACCUUUGAAGAGCACUCCCACGAGGCCGUGUUUGUACGCUCACGCACCUACCAGCUGGCAGACUGCAAGGUCUCUCUACUGCCCCCUGUCCUUGCGCGAAAAAGAGUUUGGAACAAGAAAUAUCCCAUCUGCAUCAUACUGGCAGAUGGAGAGGUGGAGGAAGAGAGCCUGAUAGAGGGACAGGAAGAGGAGGAGAGGACGGACAAACAGAUGUUCCCUGACACACUCUCUGACUUGCCCGUCAUCCUUUACCUGUUUGGCCGUACAGGAAGAGAGAAAGAGGAGUGGUUCCAGCACUUCCUAUCUGCCUCCAGGCCUGAAUUCAAAAGUUGCCAGAGUAGAGAGGGCUCCAAGUCUGAAGCUAUGAGCAGUAAAGGCUCUGUCUCUGGGAGUACUGAGGACCUGGUCCUUCCAACGGGCCUACGGGAUCUGGCAGGGGGCAUUAAAGAGAGGGUCCUGUUGGACUACAGCUCCUACAUGACAAGUCUCGUUGGCUCAGAGAGCAGCAGUCCAACCCGCAGCCCCUGCCACAGCGACCACGGUAGCCCCACAGUCCUCAAGAGAAUCCCCAGUGAGGAGGCUUCUGCUGGGGGCAGCUCUGCAGAGGGCCAGACUGCCUGGGUCAACUCCCUGGUGGGACGCAUCUUUUGGGACUUCCUCAGGGAAAAGUACUGGGCUGACCAGGUGGCCCACAAGAUCCAGAAAAAACUCAGCAAGAUCAGGUUGCCAUACUUCAUGAAUGAGUUGACCUUGGCUGACUUGGACAUGGGCAUCUGCAUGCCCCAGGUACUCAGCACUUCCAAGCCAUCGCUGGACCACCGAGGCCUGUGGCUGGAGUUGGAGGUGGUGUAUGCAGGCUGCCUGCAGAUGACCCUGGAGACUAAGAUGAACCUGUGUAAGCUGGGCAAGGAGAGCGGGGCAGAGGCCCACAGAAUCCCAGAGGCCCGCCAAGUAGGUUCCAAACCCAGGCUGUGUGUGUUGGCUGAUAGCGAUGAGGAGUCCUCCAGUGCUGGGUCAUCCGACGAGGAAGAUCUACCUCCCUCGGAGCCUCAAGGAACCCCGGGAGAAAAAGGCACACCACCAUUGGCUGAUGGACAUGGAGGUAGCACCAGUAGAAAGAUCCUGAGGUUCAUGGACAAGAUCGCCAAGUCCAAGUAUUUCCAGAAGGCCACGGAAAAUGAGUACAUCAAAAAGAAGAUUGCAGAAGUAUCAAACAUGCCGCUGAUGCUGACUGUAGAAGUUCUGGAGCUUUCUGGAACCUUGGCUGUCAACAUACCACCGCCCCCUACAGACAGAAUAUGGUACAGUUUUCGCGUGCCUCCCAGGUUGGACCUGCGCGUGCGCCCCAUGCUGGGAGAGAGGGAGGUCACCUUCACACACGUCACAGAAUGGAUUGAGAGAAAGCUCACAUGUGAAUUCCAGAAAGUGUUUGUGAUGCCCAACAUGGACGACCUCUACCUCCCCCUAAUGACCUCCGGCCUGGACAACCCCCCGCCAUCCCAACACUCCCCUGCCCACUCCUCGCACCAUUCUUCGGACGAGUCCCAGGAGUUUGUUUCAGAGUAGCAUCACACAAUGGCCGGGAAUGGAACUGCAAUAUCCUCCCCUAACGUGGGUCCAGCAUGGGUUCACUGAUAGUGGAUUCUCCAGCAGAUGUGGCUCGGCGUUGCCAGGACAGUUGGUUGGGACUCUGUUACAGGGUUGAGGAAGUGUGUAUGUACUGUGUAGCAAAGCAUGCAGACACAGGCCAGAGUAGCAUGGCUCAACUCUGAGAACGAGAGGCAUGAUGGACGUCGCUUGCCAUGUUCUGCUAUAGCACCCCCUACAGCUUCAGAGGAGGGAACUGACACUAGUUAAAUGAACUGGGAGCUGGGAUGCUUCUCUUCUGACUGUGUAUUCUAGUUCAUAAUUCGGAUUCCUCUCUGGUAGUGGAUUUGAGUAGCAGGACUCUGUCUGGUACAAGAGGCUUACUGCUCUGUUCUAAUGGCACGUUCAUGCUGAUGAUAAGACCAACAUUUUCAAACAAGUUGUUUGAAUGCAAGAAGAAAUGGUGUCCCCAGGAGGACUACUGCCCCACUGCAUUUAUGAUCUUGAACUUCCUUUUCUUUUCUUCCCUUCUCUUUUCUUAUCCCCUACCACCCCCGUUCCCCUACCCAGCCACCCUUCACCUUGCCAGUAUUGACUUUCAGUCUGCAUGGAUUCCUUUGUACAGUUUAAUUGCUCUUAAUUCUUAAGACAAUAAAGAAUGUAUCCGUUUAAAGUGU